Molecule: messenger RNA, 1896 nt
Organism: Arctia plantaginis
Lineage: Eukaryota; Metazoa; Arthropoda; Insecta; Lepidoptera; Erebidae
Source: the annotation of a GenBank genome assembly
AUGUCUGCCGUGGCUCCCACUAUCCCCGGGGCUGACCCAGCAAAGGAUAUACAAAAACGCCGUGCUGGCAGUGUUGGGUCAGAUGAAGACGACGCAAGUGGUGGUAAAUACACAAGGAUGGAGGAGGACAAUAUUCAAGAUAAAGAAAGAUUUGCAAGUCGCGAAAACCAUUGUGAGAUUGAACGUCGCAGAAGAAACAAGAUGACGGCAUACAUUACGGAACUAUCUGAUAUGGUUCCGACAUGUUCUGCGCUCGCGCGGAAACCCGACAAACUCACCAUACUGCGUAUGGCAGUAGCGCACAUGAAAGCAUUGAGGGGCACUGGCAACACAUCUACAGAUGGUACUUAUAAACCAUCUUUCUUAACUGAUCAAGAACUAAAGCAUUUGAUUCUUGAAGCUGCAGAUGGGUUUUUGUUUGUUGUGAGUUGCGACACAGGUCGUAUUAUUUAUGUAAGCGACAGCAUAGCUCCUGUUCUUAACUACUCUCAGGGCGAAUGGUAUUCAUCAUGUUUAUAUGACCAAGUGCAUCCAGAUGAUCUUGAAAAAGUUAGGGAACAAUUAAGUACGCAAGAACCCCAGAAUACGGGACGUAUAUUGGAUCUAAAGACUGGUACUGUAAAAAAAGAAGGUCAUCAAUCAUCCAUGCGUCAAGUGAUGGGCUCCCGACGUGGUUUCAUAUGUCGUAUGCGCGUGGGAGGCUCAGCUGAAGGAGCACAUCUCGGCAGAUUGCGCGCACGAAACUCCCUAGGACCCUCACACGAUGGUCACAAUUACGCAGUCGUUCAUUGUACUGGAUAUAUAAAAAAUUGGCCUCCUACAGGUAUGCAGAUGGAUCGUCCAAUUCAAGAAGAACUUGACACAUCACAUUGUUGUCUAGUUGCCAUCGGACGUUUGCAGGUUACAUCAACUCCCAAUGCUUCGGAAAACAGUUUAUGUAGCGGCGGAGUAGAGUUCGUAUCACGGCAUUCAGUAGACGGGCGGUUUACCUUCGCUGACCAACGUGCGACGCAAGUAAUCGGUUACGCCCCAGCUGAUCUUUUGGGAAAGCUUUGUUACGAAUUUUAUCAUCCAGAAGACCAGCAACAUAUGAGAGAUAACUUUGAUCAAGUCUUGAAGUUGAAGGGUCAAAUCAUAUCCCUUAUGUACCGGUUUCGCACUAAAAGCAGAGAAUGGAUUUGGUUAAGAACUUCCGCUUUUGCCUUUUUGAACCCCUACAACGAUGACGUAGAAUACAUCGUUUGUACGAAUACGUUGGCCAACCGAUCAUUGGGCAACACUGCGGGUGAACCUGCACCAGAAGAGAAUUACGAUUACCAUUUAAGACAUCGCGACGUGUAUCAAGCUCCACCACCGAAUCUUCACCAGCAACAUCACGCUCCUCCAGUGGCGGGAGGAGGUGGCGGCGGAGGAGUGGGUGCCCGCUCGCCGGGCGAGGCCGGCGUGGGCGGCGUGGGCGGAGUGGCGGGAGCGGCGCCGGCGCCCGCCUACGCCACGCCAUACGCGCCCGACUACUCGCCGCACCGCCCCACCAACACGCCGCCGCACACCACGUGGACCACACUCCGCACGAGCGGUGCCGGAAGCGGAGAGAGCUACGCGUACAGCGGCGAGGGCGGAGGCGCGGCGGGCGGCGCGGCCGACGCCAGUCCCGCGCGCUCGCCGCCCGCGCCCUCCUACCUGCCGCCCGCGCACUACCACCUCAACCACCACCCGCAUCCCUCCCACGGUAUGUGGUCGUGGCAGGCCGGGGCGGGCCCGGCCGCGGGCGCCGCUCCCGCCGAGGGAGCCCACGGGCCGCACGAGCUCUCCGAUAUGUUGCAAAUUCUAGACCAGAGUGGUACGGCCACUUUCGAGGAUUUAAACAUUAACAUGUUUAACUCGAACUUCGAGUAA